This is a messenger RNA of Aspergillus campestris IBT 28561, 4094 nucleotides long. RefSeq names its product cohesin subunit SMC1. Gene Ontology annotation, biological process: sister chromatid cohesion. Gene Ontology annotation, cellular component: nucleus; chromosome; cohesin complex. The coding region runs from base 65 to 3862 and encodes 1265 amino acids. The record is from RefSeq and is a predicted model, not a curated record. Lineage: Eukaryota; Fungi; Ascomycota; Eurotiomycetes; Eurotiales; Aspergillaceae. Gene Ontology annotation, molecular function: ATP hydrolysis activity; ATP binding; protein binding. The transcript has 6 exons.
UCCACCAUUUAAUCCACCGUCCUUGCCACUGCAGUCGCCGGGGAGCGACAGCACUGUCGCGGAGAUGGGGAAGCUCAUCAGACUCGAGCUUUUCAAUUUCAAGUCCUACAAGGGACAUCAUGUUCUUCUCUUUGGAGAUGCGUAUUUCACGUCCAUCAUCGGCCCCAAUGGGUCCGGGAAGUCGAACUCGAUGGAUGCGAUUUCAUUCGUGCUAGGCAUCAAAUCAUCCCACCUGCGAUCGACCAACCUGCGCGAUCUCGUCUACCGCGGCCGCGUGCUACGCACCGCCAAACUCGACGCCGACGGGAACGCCAUCGACGGAGAAACAAACGGCGAGGAGCAGGAGGAGCCCGCUACACAAGACGGGACGGAUGGCGGCGAGCCGUCGCAGGAAGCGAACGGCACGAGCGAUCCGCGCUCGGCGUGGGUGAUGGCCGUGUACGAGGACGACGCGGGCGAGGAGCAGCAGUGGCGACGGUCGAUCACGAGCCAGGGCGUCAGCGAGUACCGCAUCAAUAAUCGCAUUGUGACCGCGACGCAGUAUAACGAGUCGCUGGAGGCGGAGAAUAUCUUGAUCAAGGCUCGCAACUUUCUUGUCUUCCAGGGUGAUGUUGAGGCUAUUGCUUCGCAGUCGCCGAGGGAUCUUACUCGCUUGAUUGAGCAGAUCUCGGGCAGUCUGGAGUAUAAGGCUGAGUAUGAGCGGUUGAAGGCUCAGGCGGAGGAGGCGAGCGAACUGCAGACUUCUCAGCUGAAUCGUCGUCGCGGUAUCAAUUUUGAGGUUAAGCAGUACCAGGAGCAGAAGCGUGAGGCUGAUAACUAUGCUCGCAAGGCUGAAGAGCGCGACCAGGCUAUUAUUACCCACAUUCUGUGGAAGCUGUUCCACUUCCAGCGUCUUAUCGAUGCCUCCAGUGCGGAUAUUCAGAAAUAUCAGGACGAGCUCAAGGAGUACCGUCGUGGUGUUGAGAAGUAUGAGCUGAAUGUCGAAGACGCGAAGAAGGACUACGCUAGGGUCGGUCGCGAUGUGUCGAAGGCUGAGAGGAACAUCCUCAAACAGGAAAAGGACAUUGAGGAGGCCAACAAUGCGCUCGUCCCUGUGGACGAAAAGGUCGACAUCACCGUCAAGAAAGUCGAGCGAUUUGCCUCCAGGAUUGCAGAAAUCAGCAGGGAACGCGACGCCCAGUCUUCCAACGCCAAGCAACUAGAGAAGGAUUUGAAGGUUGUCGAAAAGGCACAGGCUCAGUGGGAGGCCGAGUGGCAGAAAACCAUCAGCAAACAGGGGCGUCAGUUGAGCGAGGCUGACCAGCAAGACUACAACCAGCUCAAGGAAGAGGUCAACAAGCGGUCGUCUGCGGACCAGCUGAACCUGGACAAUCUGCGGCGCCAGAGGAAGACCGAGGCCGAAGCGUACAACAGCCUGAAGGGCAAGUUCGACGGUACCGAGUGGCAACUCAAGACGCUAGAGUCAGACACGCAGUCCCUGUCCGAGCGCAAGUCGUCUCUCAAUGGCACGAUCAAGUCUACAUCCAAGGAGAUCGACCACAAGAAGAAGGAACUCAACGCCCUAACUUCCGAGCGUCUCCGCGCGUCCCAGAUGCGGACAGAGCUCGAGGAAAAACUGCAGGUAGUCCUAAAGAAGCUCCUUGAAGCCGACGAUGGCAAGAAGCAGACCGAGCGUGAGAUUCGCGCCAAAGAACUGAUCUCGACUCUGAAGCGGAUUUUCCCCGGCGUGAAGGGCCGCGUCAGCGAUCUCUGCAAGCCCAAGCAGAAGAAGUACGCAGAUGCAGUCAGCACCGUCCUUGGACGAAACUUCGACGCCAUCGUCGUCGACAACGAGAAGACCGCCAAAGAAUGCAUCCAGCAUCUGCGCGAUCAGCGAGCCGGCCAGGCGACCUUCAUUCCCUUGGAGACGAUCCAAGUCAAGGCUUUCCAUUCGAACCUCAAGGGCAUGCACCGAGCAAUGCGCCCGGCAAUCGAGACCGUCGACUAUGACGAUUCUGUCGCGAGAGCCAUCAGCUACGCUUGCGGGAACUCCAUUGUCUGCGACGACCUCGCGACCGCCAAGUACCUCUGCUACGAGCGAAACGUGGACGCCAAGGCCGUCACAUUGGACGGAACGGUGAUCCACAAAGGAGGUCUCAUGACGGGUGGUCGCGGCCAGCAGCAGAACUCGAAGCGCUGGGAAGACUCCGAGGUCGAGAACCUGUACAAGCUCAAGGACAAACUGAUCAACGAUCUCACCAACUUGCCCAAGGGUCACCGCAGGGGCACCGAAGAGGAAACGCUGCAGGGCGAGCUGGUUGGUCUCGAGCAGCGCCUUUCCUACGCCCGCGAAGAGCUCAAGGCGCUGGAGAGAAACCUCCAAAGCAAGCACUCCGAGCUUGACUUUUCCAAGCGCCAGCUGGAGGACCUGAGACCCAAGUACACGGAGCGCCAAGAGACGCUGAACGAGCUUGACGAAACGAUCGCCACGUCCCAGGAAGCCGUCAGCAGCGUGGAGGACGAAGUGUACCACAAAUUCUGCAAACGGCUCGGGUACCAGAACAUCCGCGAAUACGAAGUCCAGCUCGGGUCCUUGCAGGAAGAGGCUGCCCAGAAGAAACUGGAGUUCACGACGCAGAAGAGCAGGAUUGAGAACCAGCUUAGUUUCGAGAAGCAGCGACUCCAAGCUACGAAGGACCGCAUUGCCGGUCUGCAAGCUCAGCUCGAGCGCGAUGAGAGCCUGAUUGAGGAGCUCAGGGCGGAGCAAGAGCAAAUCGGCAACCGGCUGGAUGAGCUGAAUGCCGAGCUUGAUAUCCUGCGAGAAAAACUGGAUGAGCAACGUCUGGCCUAUGAACAUUCGGCUGAGAACCUGGCCCAGCAUCGCAGGGAGCUUCAGAAACGCAGUCGCGAGGUUGAAGGUGCACUGAAGCAUGUCAACGCCCUGGAGGCAGAGAUCCAACGCAACUCGUCCAGUCGAUAUGCUCUCCUUCGACGGUGCAAGCUUGAAGAUAUUGAUGUUCCGUUGACGGAGGAUUCGAACGCGCUGGAUCAGCUUCCCAUCGACGAUUUAGUCCAGGCCGUGGAUCCGGAUGCGAUGGAGGUGGACGAGGAUAAUGACGAGGCCGGUCAAGGCAUCCAGGACUAUGGCAUCGAAGUCGACUUUGACUCAUUAGGAGACACCCUCAAGGAGGAAUCGGACGAGAAACUCGAAGAAGAGCUACUCGACAAAGUGCGGUCCCUCAACAGCGAACUGGACAAGAUGGCACCGAACACGCGCGCCAUGGAACGCCUCGAGAGCGUCGAGAACAAGCUCCGCAGCACAGAGAAGGAAUUCGAGCAAGCGCGCCGGCACGCCCGCAAAACCAAGGAUGACUUCGAGGAGACGAUGCACAAGCGGUCCGAACUGUUCAACAAGGCCUUCUCCCACAUCUCGGAGCAGAUCGGGCCUAUCUACCGGGAGUUAACCAAGAGUGCGAACUAUCCACUUGGUGGACAAGCAUACCUGGACAUCGAAGACUCAGACGAGCCCUACCUAGACGGCAUCAAGUACCACGCGAUGCCACCGCUCAAACGCUUCCGCGACAUGGAGCACCUAUCAGGUGGAGAGAAGACCAUGGCCGCCCUGGCUCUGCUCUUCGCCAUCCACUCGUACCAGCCGUCACCGUUCUUCGUGCUCGACGAGGUCGACGCCGCCCUCGACAAUGUCAACGUCGGCCGCAUCGCAAACUACAUCCAUGACCACGCCGCCCCGGGCAUGCAGUUCAUCGUGAUCAGUUUGAAGACGGGUCUGUUCCAGAAUAGUGAAGCCCUGGUUGGAAUUUAUCGCGAUCAGGCGGAGAAUAGUAGCAAGUCGCUGACGUUGGAUCUCCGGAAAUACAACUAGUCUUCGACGGAGAGUGUAGCUCUUUAUCUAUUAUUCUGUUUUAUAUCUCUAUUCUUAUUCAUUUAUUCCUUUCUUUGUCCAUUCAUGCCAUGUGUAGAAUAGUUGUUACUGCUGUGGUUUGCUUUCUUUUUUUUUUUUCACAAUUUAUGUUAUGCCUUGAUGGUUGGGUGGGGUGCAGGUAUGGUAUAGCUAGCUCGUCACAUACCUAGGUAGCUACAUACUACUUGCCUAC